UUUCUGCCAGUUAAUCUUGUUUAAAAAAUCAAUUAUGUAUUUAACGUUAUUAUGACCAUUUGAAUAAUGGCUCUACUGAUGACACUGUUACGCGGAGUUUUAGCCUUUGUUGCUAGCCGGAUUUUUUUGUUGUUGAUCGACUGCUUCAUGUUGAUCUGACUGAUAUAAAACUCUGAAUUCCCGUUUCUGUAAAAUAUUCCAGUUUUGCCAAGUUGAUUGCAUCAAUAAAUUUUAAGUCAAAGCUCGGCAACUUAUAUCAUGAACGGUUUUUUCCUCAGGUGCCCCAAUCGCAAAGACGCCAUCAAAUUUUGAGGCUUAAGAUCUGCUGUUCGAAUACUUUUCCUACUUGACUGAUAUCCUUAUGGAUGCAGGUGUAGAUGCUACAGAAUGUUCGAAACGGAAACGAACACGCUACACAUCUACACCUGCUUUUUGCUAGUUACUCAAAAGCCAUUUAGAUGGCAGGUGUAGAUGAUUUUACAGCAUGUUUGUUAAAGAUUGCAUAAUUUAUAAAUGUGAUGCUAUCUCAAAAAAUUUUGGUUUUGAAUUCAUGGAUCAAUUUCAGAAAACUAUUUAAAUUAUUUGAAAUUAAUAAUAUAUUUAUGAACGUUUAUGAUAUCCCCUCUUUAUGUGCAGAUAAACUCUAAAAUUUUACCAAAAUAAUUUUCUUGCCAUUCAUAGCAUGGGGGAAAUUUUGGAAUUUGGAUGGAUCAAGUUUAUCUUUCUUCGUUUUGUUCUUCUUCAAAACGAAGGUUUUUGCAGCAAUAAUGGAGUGGAAAACGAAGUUCAAUUAUUUCAAAGCUUACAAGAAGGUAUCCCUAAAUAUUCUCCUCCGUUAGACAUGGAAGACAGUUCUGUCUAUCUCUUCACGGAUUUAAUGCAAAUUUUGAGCCUCGAUGAAAAAAAGGGUGCUUGGGAGAUCAAAAUAUGGAUCUACGCUAACUACAUCAGCGAGAGCGCGUCAUGGAAUUCAACUGCGGAUUCGGAAGAUUUGCCCAACUACUUAGUAAUACCGCAAGGUACAUUCUGGAAACCUGAAAUAGUGGUGAAUGAAAUCAUUGAAGUUGUGUAUGACGGAAUGAAUCAACAAUUUAUCUUUCAAGAUGGAAAAGUGCUUGCGUGGAGUACUUUUGCUACUCUAAAACUAUCAUGCCUUUUUGAUGCAUCCAACUUUCCCUACGACAAACAGACUUGCUCUUUUGUGAUUGCGCCUUUCAUUACUUCUCAUUGGCAGUUUAACUUACAAAUUGAAGAGGCUAACAUGGUGAAAGAUGGGCCCAACCUUUUGCUGCCGCUUCAAUAUUACAAAGAGAACGACCAGUGGGAACUCAUUGGCAAGCCCAAAAUAGAUCUCGUACCAAAAAUACCACAAAGAUAUCCCAAUAGUAGUGAAAUUGUUGUUACAAUAUCCAUGCAGCGACGUCCAGAAUUCUAUAAUGUUGCUCUGGUAUUUCCCUUUGGUAUAAUAUACCUGGUCUCGACUCUAACUUUUCUUAUUCCAGUAGAAUCGGGGGAGAAGAUAUCCUUUUCAGUCACUAUUCUUCUGGCUCAGAUGAUUUUUUACGGGACACUACUGAGUAUUCUGCCAGCCAGUUCUCUUCACGUUGCGAAUGCAUUCCCGCAGAUGGUUUUCGUCUUUGCCCACUUGUCACUUAACUGUUUGGCUUCAGUCAUAGUUGUGAGUGUCCACCACAAAGGAAAACCUGGAAGCAAAGUAUGGUUGUGGGUAUCCAAGCUGCUUCAUAACAGACUCCUCUACAUCUUCUGUCUUAGUCCAAUUAGAGCUGAAAGACGAGAUCAAUACUCGGAAACUUCGGUGAUAAAAGAUGUUCAAAACACAAACACUACAGAUUUACAGGACUCUCUGAACGACUCCCCAAUAGUCGAGCCGCAACAAAAGGUCACUAAUCAAACGGAAUACAGCUUAGAUGCAUCAAUGGAGUGGGAAUAUUUUGCAAUAUUUCUCGAUCGGUUGUUCUUGGCUGUACAUGUAGUCAUUUGGAUUCAGGGGAGUUUCAGUAUAAUUAACUUUUAGUAGGAAAAGCAAAAUGAGGGCGAGCGUGAGAGCGCGAGAAAAUCGUCGAUACUUUUCGAAAAAAUAUAUUUAUCAUAUUUAACAUUUGGAAAAAAAUCAUAAUCAACGAAAAAAUUUCCAGGCAAAACUUCAAGGGGCAUGUUUUUUUGAUAAGAACCAAAUUAUCCGAUUUUUUUCUGCCGUCUGUUAUCAAAAAUUAGCUGAACAUUAUAACCUUGUAAAUAACUUUUCGGCACAAAUAAUCGAUGCAGAGGAUAUCCAAAUAUUGGAUUCAGAUGAAAAAUAAAAACGAAGGUAUGUGAAAUGAAAACGAGACUAAAAACGGUUUCCAAACUAAUAGCACAGAUAUUUAGAAAUGGUACUUUCUAAAAAGUUUUGGCUUUUCCGUUUUGUUUUGCGAGGAAGAAAUUUAUAUAUUUAAAUACGCGUGUGUUUGUGAUUAUGUGUGAGAGGGAAGAGAACUACCUCUUUGAUCAACUUUUUGCUUCUUUGCUCAAAUUUGAUUUAAUAAGUAAAAGUUUAGACAAAAUUUUUCAACAACUGGAAUAAUUUUUUUCGUUGCGAAAGGUUUUCAAGGUGAUAGAUUAAUUGACUUUCAUGGGACUUUUGUUUGUGACACCUGAACUUGUGAUGAAAAAACACAAAAGAAUUACAAAAGAAAUACAAAAGAAACUAAGAGUGCGGAUGAAAUACAUCUGUUCAAAAUAUUUUUUAUUAAACAAACUUACAUAUCUGUCAAAAUUUUUAAAUUACUUCAAAAUAAGAAUGUCUCGAAAUAAAAAACUGAAAGCAUUUCAUUGGCAAAAAUUUCUGAUUCUAAUGCCUAAUUGCUUCUGAUUCUAAUGCCUGUUUUCUUUUGACGCAUCGGCAGGGGCGGA
This is a messenger RNA of Symsagittifera roscoffensis, 2913 nucleotides long. Its product is annotated as neuronal acetylcholine receptor subunit alpha-7-like. Lineage: Eukaryota; Metazoa; Xenacoelomorpha; Acoela; Convolutidae. Gene Ontology annotation, cellular component: synapse; neuron projection; plasma membrane. Gene Ontology annotation, molecular function: transmembrane signaling receptor activity; transmitter-gated monoatomic ion channel activity involved in regulation of postsynaptic membrane potential; excitatory extracellular ligand-gated monoatomic ion channel activity. Gene Ontology annotation, biological process: signal transduction; nervous system process; monoatomic ion transmembrane transport. The coding region runs from base 683 to 2035 and encodes 450 amino acids. The transcript has 4 exons. The record is from RefSeq and is a predicted model, not a curated record.